CUCAGAGUCAAGGCUCAGGGCAACCUGGACGUCCGGAGCAGCGCUUAGGCAGGGAGCUAGCCUGCCUUGACCAGCUGGCAGCACCUGCAGGCUGCAGCAGCUCCGAGUCAGCUCGAUGCAGAACAAUUGAGGUUCUGCGAAUGGGGCGUCCAUAUUAACUUCGCAUAAGAGAGCCCGUCAGUCGUCUUCUUUUCCGGCGCAUUGAUCAGACGUCUACCUUCCCGUCUGGUCGAGAGCAAGACCUUAAGGGCCCAGACAUUGGAAAGGCUUGAUGCUGUUUCCAAGAGCGUGUAGGACAAUUGGUCAGCGUUUGCAAAGCCCAGACCGACUCCGGGGUGCUGAACGAUUGGCGGAGCCGAAGGAGCUGACGUAGAUUCCAUAACGAAGAGGACUUGGAACACGUACAACCGCCUUCUGGUUGGAUAAGUUAGAGGAGGCAGGUUUGAUGCUCCCUUAAACAAGCUGCCCCCAGAAGCACCGCUCACCUUGCUUCACCCCUGGAUGGAAGCACAAACCGACCACUUCAGUGAGAGACUGAGGGCCAUGGGUUUUGGCGCCAGAGAAUCCUCGUCGGAUGUUGAACACGAUUCAGACAUGUCACCCGCUCCCAGACGCUGGGGAAAUACAGAGCCUUCUCGAAGCAAGGUCAGGCGAUCCGUCAACUUUCGGCCGGAACUCAAGUCAGGCCGGAAUCCGCUCGAGCGGGCUGCGGCCAGCUCGGACGGAAUGGCGCGCGUGCAAACAGGGGCAGCGCUCGGGGCCUGCCGCGAACGGUGUCGAGACCUGGAGUGGCGUUUGCAGAUGGCGGAGGAGACGAUCCAACGGCAGACGCAGGAGCUGACGAACCUGCGGAUGCAAAACGCCACCGAGGCGCAGCAGGAGCGAGUCGAGGCACGGCUGCGGCGCAUCGAGAAGCAGAAAGAAGUUGACAGCAUUAUGUUGCGGCACGAGCGCCGCCGGGCAGCUUUCUCCCCGCCCCGGACGCGCCUCCUUUCCCCUCCCCGGCUAGGUUCACGCGUGGGCUCAUCGCCCAGUCUGAAAGACUUUGGAUCACCCCCCCGGUAUGAAAGAGGCCUUGUCUCGUGGGAUUCGAGCCUCCACCCAAAAGCGGGCGAGUUUCCGACCGACUCGGACGAGGCCUUCCGGCGAUACAUGGCGGACUUUCAACUGGAGACGGACCGGUUACGAGCGAGAUUGGGGAUCUCGAGCACUGGGUAACAAGGACAUACCCUAUAGACCACCCGUAUAGAGCCUUGGUUGAAAGGGAACGCAUUUCAUGUUGGCAGACAAGGUGUUUUUGUAAUGCCUUUUACUCACGGCAAGCCAAUCGCUCCCAAUCAAGUAGUUUAUUGUGCCUACUGAGAAGAAUUGCCUGCAGUCCCCGAAUCUGCACGUAGUGCACUUGCAAAAUAUGACAUGCACAUGAUGCUCAUUGCCAGGUAACUUAAUAUCUGCCUGCUGACUGCAGGCGGCCCCACG
Messenger RNA from Klebsormidium nitens, 1479 nucleotides. The record is from the annotation of a GenBank genome assembly. NCBI's taxonomy places the organism in Eukaryota, Viridiplantae, Streptophyta, Klebsormidiophyceae, Klebsormidiales, Klebsormidiaceae.